AUGGCGACGUCCAUUGCAAUGCGCUGGUUCAAUGUGAGGGAAAGAAAAUGUCAUGCCAAAUGUCUCCAGAAGCUUGAAGCGUUGUUCUCUACCCGAGCUGGUGUAGACGUAACACGGGCCGAGGGCUCACCGAAGGACGAGGGAGAAAGAAGAACACACCAAAGGCAUUGCACGUCCUUCAAGCAGAGCGUCGAGCAGAGGCAGAGGUCGGUCCUGAUCAGCUGUCUCCCCAAAACUCACCACAAUAAGUUCCUCAACUACCUGUCCAGACACGGACAUGUCAACAAAUGCUUCUUCUAUGAAAGCUUUGGCACCUAUGCUGUGGUGGAGUUUUCAGAUAACGACGGGGUGCAAUCUCUUCUUGACAGUGCAACUAUCCCCAGCAUCAGUCAUGAAUCUGUAGUGCCUUUGAGGUCCAGACUACUGUCCUUACGAAGCAUCAACACUGUGAACACAGACAUAAAGAACAUUCCCCAGUGUCAGCCCCAGAGAACUGUGUCCAUCAACGAGCUCAUCCAGCAGCUGUCCUCUUGCGACAAUCUGGAGCAGCAGAUCAUGUCCCUGACAGAAGCCCACUCACUGACGGAGGAGAACAGUCGUCUGCGUUUCCUGGUCUGCUCUCUGCUCAAUGACAUCUCUGCUGCCUAUUUCCCAGAGAGCUCCAUUAGGCCCUUUGGAUCCUCUGUCAACGGCUUUGGGAAGCUGGGCUGUGACCUCGAUAUGUUUUUGGACCUAGAUGCCAUUAGUGCAGGCAGCUCAAAUAUGCCCCAGUCUGGCAUGUACGUGGAGUACCACAUGAAGAGGGCCACUUCGGAGCGAGCGGUAACUCAAAGCGUGCUGUCAGUCAUUGCAGAGUGCUUAGAACAGUUUGGUCCAGGCUGUGUGGGGGUGCAGAAGAUCCUAAAUGCUCGCUGUCCUCUGGUCCGCUUCACCCACCAGCCCUCAGGCUUUCAGUGUGACCUCACCGCCAACAACAGGGUGGCCAUGCGGAGCACUGAGAUGCUGUACCUGCUCGGAGAGCUGGACCCUCGGGUGCGGGCUCUGGUCUUCACUGUACGCUGUUGGGCUCGAGCUAAUGGUGUCACCAGCUCCAUCCCCGGAGCCUGGAUCACCAACUUUUCCCUGACCCUCAUGGUGGUCUUCUUCCUCCAGAGGAGAAACCCCCCCAUUCUCCCCACACUCGACCGCCUUAAAGAGCUUGCAGAGCCCUCAGAGAAGUGUAUCAUAGAUGGAAAUGACUGCACGUUCACCAGUGACUUCGACAAGAUUCAGCUGGAGCCCAAUACAGAGUCAUUAGAUCAACUGCUGAGUGACUUCUUUGAGUUUUACAGCACGUUUCUCUUCAACAGAAUGUCUAUCAACAUCAGAAAGGGUAAAGAGGAGCACAAGCCGGAGCUGGGGCCCCUGUACAUCCAGAACCCCUUUGAGACUUCCUUGAAUGUUAGUAAGAACGUCAACACGGCUCAGCUGGAGCGUUUCGUGUCCCUGUGUCAGGAGAGCGCGUGGAUGAUGCAGAGCGGAGGAACCCUCACCACACUGCUCCAGCCCUCUCAGAUCUCUGCCGUCAAGCGCAGGAAGAAGAGAAAAGUUGAACCUGCCAGUGAGAGGAUAAAAGGGCUUCUAGAAUCUCUAAGGACCAAAAAUAAUGUGCAGAAGAAAUGAAGUUAUGGACAAGUCAUUUUAGUUUUUUUUUUUUUUUUUUUUUUUCUAAGGAAAUGAUAUGUACUGUACCAACAACUGUAAUGGUCCAGAUUACUCCACAAAUUCACACACUCUAAUAGGCUUGUUUGAGAUGAGGGGAUGCAGUUAAUCUACAACUGUAUUACAUUGUAUUUUGUGAAGUAUUCAUGGGUUUCAAGCAUCUUUAAAACCAAGGCAUGUUGCCAUGGCAAUAAACCUCAUAUAUCAUAUUUUUGAAAGGUACUCAAAAUAUCAGUACCGACUUCUUGACAAUACGUUUAUCAAGAUGGAUAUUGAUACUUUUAAACAACAUAAAUUCAUUAGAAAUUGCAAAACUAUACACUUAUUUAUCCACUGACAACUGCAUGAAAGGUGGAUCUGCUGUGUUUAAAAUGGGACUAAUUCUGAAGAUCUGAAGAUUCUGAUUGGAAGGCCAUUGUGAACAUGAAACUCCAGUGCAUUAUGCAAAAUCAAAAUAUUGAUUUGGUAAACUUUUAACACUGGUUUUAAGGGUUAUCCAUGUACCAGAACACCAUAUAUAAUCUAACAAUGACAAAUCAUCACAUGUGUUUUAUAUGACAUCACUACAGUACUGGGAUGUAUUUGGACCACUCCAUUGGAGUAAAUAAUAGAUUCAACAUUUGGGGACCUUUUUUUGUGUAUUUCUCAUUCAUUAUAAUCUAAACAAUAGCAUCUGAAAGCAUGAACUCAUCAUGUUUACAGCCUGAAAACAGUCCAUACUGCAUAUGAUUCUCUGUUAUUCCCUCUAAACAAUCUGUUAAACAAAAUGUAUGACAUUGCGAACAGUGUUAUAAUACUGAAAUUUUGAACUUUCAUCUCAAAUUUGAGUUGAAUAUAGGAAUAGACUCGAUACUUUUUACUGAAUAUGAUACCAGAAGAACCAGAAGAAUUCCGUGAAUUCCAACUGUGUCCCCAGAGAUGAAGAUGGAAAAAAAUCAUAUAUUUAUUUUACCAAUAACAAUUGUAAUGCUGAUUUAUUCUUAAUUACAAAAAACAUUAAGCAC
This is a messenger RNA of Boleophthalmus pectinirostris (great blue-spotted mudskipper), 2705 nucleotides long. RefSeq names its product mitochondrial poly(A) polymerase (gene mtpap). NCBI's taxonomy places the organism in Eukaryota, Metazoa, Chordata, Actinopteri, Gobiiformes, Gobiidae. Bases 1 to 1662 code for a protein of 553 amino acids. Gene Ontology annotation, cellular component: mitochondrion. The transcript is spliced from 9 exons. Gene Ontology annotation, molecular function: poly(A) RNA polymerase activity. The record is from RefSeq and is a predicted model, not a curated record.